AUGGCGCGAGGCGGCGCGCGGGCACGCGUCGGGAAAAAGGUGCCUGAAUCGCCCUCGACGAGUCCACCUGCACGUCAAAAAGCUGCGGUUAAGGCUUCCCCUCGUACUUCUCCGUCUCCGGCAGAUCCAAGUCCGAUUCCACAACCACUGGUCCUUAAGCGCCAGAAAAAUCAGCAGUAUAAGACACAAGAUGAACUCAAUUCGAAUGACUACUACCACAAUGCAGCCCAAGCCGCACUCAAAAGUCUGCAAACUUUCACACAGAUGACGGUUCAUGAACAAUCCUUCAAUUGUGCGGAGGCCAAGGCAGCUUCGCUGGAACGAAUGGCCGAGGAGGAUGAACGGUCCGUGUUGUAUAAUCCGGAACGGAUUCGAGAAGGAAGAUUGCGUUAUGAAGACGAUCCGCUAAAUGAAGUGACGAUAAAGUUGUCAUCAAUCUCAGCAAGAUCGCCACCGCCUUAUGAGACUCGAUCUUCUGCAAGCAAGAGGCGUACGGAUGCGUGGUCAGCCACUGGAUGGCAUGGGUCUUCCUGUGAUUACCGGCCUGAGCCCUUAACAUGUCCUCCGAGAUGGAGAGGAGACCAACUGGAAAAGGAGCAAGCGUACUAUUCAACACGAAAGAAAAUUCAAGCAAGACGGGAGCGUGACGAGUCGAGCUCGAGGAGGAGACAGCGCGGCAAAUCGACGUCUACUAGAAAACGUGGGACGAUCGUGCAACCGCAAGAAGACCUGAACGAGCUUGCUGUUCUGGAGGAUGCGAUGGGUUACCACUAUGGUAUCGCUCUGAUCACAGAUGCUGAUCAAGCAGAUGAUGCUGGCCCCUCGACACCCCCGCAAACUAUGAAUCUGCAACCGGUCGAGACGGUAGAGGAGGAGCACGAGCAGGAGCCUCAACCGUCAUCGAGCAAUGUUCAGGCGACUUCUAUUACGAGACUGUCAUUAUUGCCUGAGAUGCCAGCGGCUUCUCCCGUCACCUUGCGACCACCAACGCCUGAAACACAGGAGGCAGUUGCUACUCAGGAUCCGGAAAGCGAUGAUGAAGACGGGGAAGAUGGUACUGCUGAAAAUCCAUUCGUUGUGGAUUCUGAGUCUGAGCAAGAUGACGAAGAUGAGGAGGAGAUUGUGGAGCACGAGGUCGAUAGAGAAUCGGGCGCUGCACCAAUAACUGCUCUUGAAGCCCAUGCUCGUCUGCCACAUCUACUAAAGAAUGAUGGUGCUCAGAGCAGCAGGAUAGAGCCUGUUCAAAUUGACACCGCUUCUGAGUUAGUCAUCAAAGAGGUCGAGGGGGACGAGGCAGCAGAUGCCUGUGUGAAUGAAGAGCAGGAGGUGGACGACGACGACGAUGUGAUUUUGAUCGAUUCCGAGGAGGAGCUGGAGGCUCAUCGACAAAGCGUGAUUGUGUGCCCGCAAAGGUCGAGCGGAGGAAGUGCACAAUCUCCAAGGUCUGCUUCCGACUCCGGUUUCUUGGAGGAUGAAGCAGAAAACGUUGCUGGUAAUGAGGAAAAAGCCGACGAAGAAGUGCAGGCUCAAAAGUCUGCUUCUCUUGCUUAUGUACGGUUAAACACGGGGUCUCGAAAAAUUCGAAAGAAAUGGGUGUCGGUAGAUAGACAACUAUUGAUGGUGGAGUCCGACUCAGAAGUGGAGGAAGAUGAGGAAUGUGAUGAGGAUCAGGAUUCAGACGUGGUCUUCCUUGACGAUGAUGAUGGCAAUGAAACCGAAGAGCCAGAAAAUGAUGGCGAUCAAAAUGAUAGGGUUGAUGCUCUACAGGAAACGGAAAUUUUGACGCCUGUUCCUUGCGUUUCUACCAUCCUGGACCAGGCUUCUAAAGAAGUUGCAAAUAGCUGUAAAGCGAUACCAAGCCCUCAAAGCGAAAAGCCCAUUGAGUCCGACCUGCUGUUAAAAGUAGAUGAUGCUUGCAAAGUGCUAACUUGUGAAACAACGCCGCUCCCUGAUGAAGGUACUGACAAAACCAUGGUUGAAGAAAUCCAGGCAAAGGAUACUUCCGCUCCUCCUCAACUUACUCCUUUGUCGAUCGCACUUGAUACCUCUGGCUCAAGCCCCAAGGCGACUAAGCUGCCGGAAACUGACCCAGUAAAUUCCGGAGAGGCAUCUGAUGACGAAGAACUGCUGAAGAUUGUUAAAGAUCACGUCAGCGCGGACAAGCUUGCCAGGCUUGUGAAAUUUUUACAAAAAGAAAAGGAUGAAAGCCGAAAGAAAAUUUCCGAGAGCUCUCCGAAGCUUGAUGAAUUCUCCGCUCAAGCUCGAGCUGAAGAAAGUUCUGAAAGCCUGGUUUCCAAACCGGAAGCGGAAGCAUCUGACGUUCUUCAAACUCCGGAAGCAUCAAUCAACGAGGCGAUCGAGGAGAAGCCUACAAGCGAGCCAAAUGUUUCGUUCGAUAAAAACGAUGCGGCAAAGAUAAGUGAAGGCUUUGGGGAUCAAUCAAUAUUGCAAGAACCGGAAGUUCUCGAGCUUAAAUCCAAGAAAAAGAAGACCAAAAGCGGUGCCUUGAAAAGGUUGAGGAAGAAGCAGAAGAAGGAGAAGUCAAAAUCCAGCAAGAAUAAGAAGAAGAACGUUAUGACCAAGGUUAUGCGGGAAUCCCGUAAAGUCAUCGAGUCGUUGAUCGAGUCAGUGGAGAAAGACGAAAACCGUAAGCUCCCAGCACCCGAACCAUUGCCAACCCUGGCAGAAAAAGAGAAGAGUCUCGAGUCUCCAGAACCUGAUCAAGAUUUAGCUCAUGGUGAAGAGAACACGGGAACCCAAGCGAACGUAAACGAAGAAGAAUUGCGUAAAGUCAUCGAGUCGUUGAUCGAGUCGGUGGCGAAAGAGGAAAAGCGUAAGCUCCCAGCAGCCGAACGAUUGCCAAUCUCAGCAGAAAACGAUGAAAGUCUCACGCCUGAAGAAGCUGAAAAAGAUGAAACUCUCUGUGUGGAGAACACGGAAACACAAACUGGAGUAAACGAAGCAGUCAUCGACUCAUUGAUCGAGUCGGUCGAAAAAGAGCAAAACCGGAAGUUGACGCCCGAACCAUUGCCAAACUUGGCAGAAGAAGAGGAGAGUCUCGAGUCUCCAGAACCUGAUCAAGCUGAAUCUCUUUGUGAGGCGAACGUCGAAACACAAGCUGAUGCAAACGAAGAAGAACCGCGCAAAGUUAUCGAAUCAUUGAUCGAGUCGGUGGAAAAAGAGGAAUAUCGUAAGCUGCUGGCACCCAAACCACUGCCAAUCCUGACCGAAAAGGAUGACGGUCUUAAGUCUCCAGCACUUGAACAAGCUGAAGCUCUUUGUCUAGCCGACGCGGAUGCACAAGCUCAAACUAUUUUAGAAGAAUCGCGCAUGGUCAUCGAGUCAUUGAUCGACUCAGUGGACAAAAAAGAAAAUUCAAAGCUGCUAACACUGGAACCAUCACAAAUCUUGGCCGAAAGAGAGGAGAAUCCCAAGUCUCCAGAACCCGAGCAAGCUGCAGCUCUUUGUGAGGCGAACGCGGAAAGGCAAGCCGAAGCAAACGAACAAGAAUCGCGCACAGUCAUCGAAUCAUUGAUCCGGGCGGUGGAGAAAGAGGAAGACCGAGCCCCGGAAGUGCCCGAGUCGUCAUCUAUCUCCAGAGCAAAAGACGAAAGCCUGAAAUCAGCCCCUCGGCCCGAAUCGCCAGGAAGCGUAAACGAAAAGGAAGGCGACCAGCCGGUGACGGUAGCUGCUGCGUCAGGACCGCCUGGAAGCUCUCAAUCAUCGGCCAAGUCGACACAAGGAGACGAAAAUAUCUAUUCACCAGCAUCGGAACCAGCUGUGGUUUCAACCGUCGGUAACGGAGUACCGGAUACCACGAAGCAAGGAAAACCGGUGGAAAAAGCUGGUGAAAAAGCUUUGAAAUCCGGUGCAUCUACACCUACUCAAGCCGAUACAGCAGACGACCGGCUGAUUGAUUAUCGCAAAUUGCCGAUCACGGCCUUAACAAAAGAGUUGAAAGCCGUACCUCUCGGGAAGGAGAUUAAGGCAGCUAAAGGAACACCAGGUGCACCACUUCGGGUUAGGCCACCACACAGGGAAAAGAAGGUGAAGCGUGCGCAUAGUGGCGCAAAAGUAGCUACAACUCGGGAGCCAAACGAAAAGCGGCUAAAACAACUGGAACCGGAAAUGACUGGCAAAGACACAGAGAAAGAUUGUUACCAAGUCUCGAGCAGCAAUCCGCAUCAAGACAAUGACACCAAAGACUUUUCUAUUUCUUCCCUUUUGGAUCAAGAGUUCGAUGUUUUAGACCGAUAUCUACGCGGAUUAGAAGAGUCUCGCCCAUCGUCACCGGUUCAAGGCGAAGUCGAACGCCCAGAUCCCUUAAAUCACCGCGCAAACUCUAAGGAGUUCGACCCGGUGGCGCCGGCGGCUUGGUUCGAAGAAUGGGUGGAUACACAAGAUGAACGCGACGGUGCACAGGCCGCCGAGAUUCCUGCCAGCCUGAGAAAAAAUGAGACUCAAACUGGCGAUAUGCCGUGGCCGGUUUCUCCCUGCAUCAGCAGAGUUGGAGCUCCCGAGCCUGUCAGAAUUGCUGAAUCUCCAGACGAUUUCGGAAGUUUCUACUACGACGAUGUUGAAGCGAUACCGGAUGCUGAUGCUCUCGCCGUGAUUGUCGCCAGCCCUUGCAAAAAUGCGACGCAAAUUGAUGAUAUCGCAAUAGCCUUUACGCCGGAGCCGAAUUCUCCCUACUUCAACAGAAUUGAUGCUCCUGAGCUUGUCGGAGCUGCUGAAUCUCUAGACGAUUUCUAUCAUUUAGACUACGACGAUGUUGGAGAGGUACCGGAUGCUGCGGCUGUCGCCAAGUUUGUCGCCAGCCUUCGCGAAAAGAGGCCGGCGACUGUCUCUGGUGACGCUGCGACAAGGGAGCUGCAGAAACCGACUUCUCCUAAAAUCAGCAGAGUUGAAUCUCCCCAGCCUGGAAGGGCUGCUGAAUCUCCAGACGAUCUUGGCCAUGGUGAUCAUGUCGAUGUCGAGACUGGUGAUGACGUAAAGGAGAUGCAGCAACCUGACACUCCCUGCAGCAGCAGAGCUAAGCAUCCAAAGUCUCGAAAGCCCGCCGAAGCCCGAGCCCCAUCGCCUAUUCCCAUCCCCAGACCACGAACUCCUGAAGGACCUCCAGCCGCUGUGGUACAGACAACCGGAGAUCAAACUUCGGAAGCUUCAAAAUGCAAACCUGAUCGCUUCGACAUGAUCAAAGCUAGAGCGACCAGGCGAAAGCCGGCUGAACGCUUCGGACAACCAGCCUCCCAUAAGGAGCUGAGGAAAGCGCUGAGGAGUCCGAAACGGCCUCACCAUUCCGGCUAUAAGUUGGAUAAGAAACACGAGCCUGGCGCGAAGAAGCGUCGCAAAAAUAAGGACGAUCCGGAGUAUCAGCCGAGGGUCCGGUUU
This is a messenger RNA of Mesorhabditis spiculigera, 5391 nucleotides long. Lineage: Eukaryota; Metazoa; Nematoda; Chromadorea; Rhabditida; Rhabditidae. The record is from the annotation of a GenBank genome assembly.